Molecule: messenger RNA, 843 nt
Organism: Fusarium pseudograminearum CS3096
Lineage: Eukaryota; Fungi; Ascomycota; Sordariomycetes; Hypocreales; Nectriaceae
Exons: 1
Coding region: 1-843 (280 amino acids)
Cellular component (GO): mitochondrial inner membrane
Molecular function (GO): S-adenosyl-L-methionine transmembrane transporter activity
Source: RefSeq, a predicted model, not a curated record
AUGUCCGCAGACCCGCCAUCCUUCCAAUCCGCCCUCCUCGCAGGCGCCCUCGCCGGCACAACCGUCGAUCUCUCCCUCUUCCCUCUCGACACCCUCAAGACCCGCCUCCAAUCCUCAGCCGGCUUCUUCCCCUCGGGAGGAUUUAGUGGUAUCUAUCGUGGUAUCGGUUCUGCGCUCGUUGGCUCUGCGCCCGGCGCUGCGUUCUUCUUCUGCACGUAUGAAAGCGUGAAAGGCCUUUUGGCUGAUAAGGAUAAUACCUCUGCGCCGGGAUGGAAAGCUCCCGUUACGCAUAUGGCUGCUGCUAGUGCAGGCGAGAUCGCUGCUUGUGCUGUGCGUGUGCCGACCGAGGUUGUUAAGCAGCGUGCUCAGGCUGGACAUCAUGGUGGUUCCUCGGCUGCUGCGCUGCGAGCUAUUCUGUCCAAGUACUCGAGCCAUGGAUUUGUUCCCAUGUGGCGCGAGCUCUACCGUGGCUGGGGAAUUACAGUUUUUCGUGAAGUGCCCUUCACUGUGAUCCAGUUCCCGCUAUGGGAGGCUAUGAAGUCCUGGGGACGUCGCCGUCGUGAUGGUCGCGAGGUCACUGCUGCUGAGAGCGCUCUUUAUGGAAGCAUGGCUGGUGGAUUCUCUGCAGCGCUUACUACGCCGCUUGACGUGCUCAAGACAAGAGUCAUGCUAUCCAAGGAGAGCGUCUCAGUGUCGAGAAUAUUCAGCCAGAUAAUGCGCGAGGAGGGUAGUAAGGCAUUCUUCGCCGGUCUAGCGCCGCGAGUAACAUGGAUUUCGAUAGGAGGCGCGAUCUUCUUGGGAAGUUAUCAAUGGGCUAUCAACACGAUGAACGGGGUUGCGUAG